AGUUUACAAAUUUUUUUUUUUUAAAUAAGUUAUCAAAACUCUAAUCAUAAUUUCUGAACGAAUUUUGAGAUCUAUUAAUAUUACCUCAUACAAUGACCUUAAUUUGUAUUAUUUAAAUCUACGUCCAUAGUAAAAUUAAAAUACGUUCAAAGUUUAGUCUCGCAUUUAACACAUGAUAUAUUAAUGAACUUUUCAUCAAAUGACAUUCUACGUUUCCGGCCAUAAACCUUCACUUAAAAUUAUAUUAUAUAUUAAAUAUACCAUUUCUAUUCUAAAAGCUAAAUAAAAUUGACUAGUGUCUUGUCCAUGGCGAUUUUUAAGGUCGAGGGUCAUAGUAGCGAUGUGUACUUGCUUCCUACAUUACAGUUGACAUGGACCCUACUUAUAACCAAUAGGCAAUAGUUAUUUGACCUGGCACAACCUCUCUAUCUCAAUUCUCAACCUUUUAAAGUUUUACUAUUUAUUUCCCCCGCUGUUAUUAAAAGUUGCGAUAUACUACCAAAAAUGAUCAAAUAAAGGACCAUUUAAAAUAAAUAUUGAUCAUGACCUUAUCGUUGUGAAUAUUUUGAUAUUCUUAGACCACUAUGUUUUUAGUGAUUUCUUUUUGGGGCUUUAUUAUGUUAUUUAUAUAAUUGGGUUAUUUAAUUAAGUCGGGCAAAUGAAUAGAAAACUGUCGUGAUAAAAUGUAAACUCAGAUUCAGGUAGAGUAUCGAAGUGGCAAAAACAGGUUUAUACUAACAUAAUUGAUUUUUGAUUAUGCGAUUGGAAGCAUACGGGUCGUCGGUGAAACCUAAUCUAGAAAAGCUAAUAUAUACUCGAGAGAGUGAAUUCUUUUGUCAAAAAAUAUUUUCGAGAGAUCAGAGUUUGUGUUGUCUUGAAAUCAAUACAUUUUUUCACAAUGCGCUAGAAAAGUUACAACUAAAAGAUUUUUUUUGUGUCGUCUUGGCUGAACGAAUUCGCUAUGUCACGUCAAAUGCCGAUUCUAGUUAGCUCAUAGGUGGUAAUUUUCCUAGCAAAAAGAUUUACCGUGACUCCAUGAGUUCCAUUUGGAAUUUAAUAACAGACAUUUCACAAUUAUUAAACUAAGUUCAUAACUUCAUAUAGUCUCGUAUGCUUAUUUGUAAUUAGUGACGGCACAUGCGAACGUAUUAUGACAUCAUGAAAACACCAAAUAUUCAGGAAACACAACUAACACUCCAAUUUUAAUAAGGAAACUUAUUAGAAAGAUAAUAUAAAGUGAGUACAGGGACACAUGCAUUUUCCUCAUGCAUGAUUUUUUUGCUUGUUUAUGUAAAAAGUACACACACACAUAUAUAUAUAUAUACUCCGUUUAGUUAUACACUUGUUCUAUCUUCUUCUUCUUCCUCCUCUUUUCUAUCUCUAACAAUGAACAUAUCAGUAAACGGACAGUCACAAGUGCCUCCUGGCUUUAGGUUUCACCCGACUGAGGAGGAGCUCUUGGAGUAUUACCUCCGCAAGAAAAUCUCUAACAUCAAGAUUGAUCUCGAUGUUAUUCGUGAUGUUGAUCUCAACAAGCUCGAGCCUUGGGAUAUUCAAGAGAUGUGUAAGAUAGGAACAACCCCGCAAAAUGAUUGGUACUUCUUUAGCCACAAGGACAAGAAGUAUCCCACGGGAACAAGAACCAACCGAGCCACCACGGUGGGGUUUUGGAAAGCAACCGGACGUGACAAGAUCAUAUAUAGCAAUGGGGAUAGGAUCGGUAUGCGGAAAACGCUUGUCUUCUACAAAGGUCGAGCCCCUCAUGGUCAAAAAUCGGAUUGGAUCAUGCAUGAGUAUAGACUCGACGAGAAUGUAUUAGCCUCCUCCUCGAAUCAUGACGAUGAGGUCAGUGUAGAAACGUGUGAGGUCAUAGGAGGAGAUGAAGGAUGGGUGGUGUGUCGUGUUUUCAUGAAGAAGAGUCUUUGCAAAACUGUAAUUAGCAGCCCGCCGAGGUCAGUGAAAACAUCUUCGUUCAACGAGGAGACUAUUGAAGAGAUUUUUAAAGUUAUGGGACAGUCUUGUAAAGAGGAGAUCAUUGUAGAUCCUUUCUUGAAACUCCCUAACCUCGAGUGCCUUAACAACACCGUCGCGAGUUACCAGCGGUUGAUGGACGACCAAGUCCACAACUAUCACGUCCCCAGCUUUGGCACUAGCUGGGUUACUUUGGAUCGUCUCGUGGCCUCGCAGCCAAAUGGGCCCAACUCAUAUUCAAUCCCAGCCGUCGAUGAGAUCCCACAAUCACCGCUCCAUGGACUAAACCGUCCCGGUUUGUAUAACACCGGUUUAACACAGGAUUAUUAUACAACGGAGAUGGAUAUAUGGAACAAUACAGACUUCGGGAGAACCACGACGUCAUCGUCCAACCCAUGGUUCCAUAUAUCAAACAGUAGUGAAUAAAAGAAAAUGCAAGAGAGGAAGUGAUUAAUUACUGAUUACAAAAAAAAAGAACAUUUUGUAGAAAGAUAUAAUAAUCGUAUUGUUGAAACAUUGGAGAAAGGGUCAGAUUUGUAAUAAUUACAGUGGUUAUGUGAAAUCAUUACAGAAAACAAAAAAUUCUCUAUGCAUUUUGUUUCGUGAUUUUACUUUAUAUACAGUUGGGUUUGCUAAUUUUAUUUGUUUGGCUCAAUAAAUUUAAUUUUGGAAACUAAAUUAUCAUUCGUUGACCAAAAGCAAUUACACUUUCGACCAUAGAUUAUCAUAAUCUGUCACAUGGUUUUGCCGGGUACUUUCUAGUUACAUACUUACAUUCGUUAAAAAGGUUUUUGAACAGAAGUAAAUAAUCAUUGCAAGGGAGACAGAAAGUCUAAAAUGAGAAUUCUUUCGUCCAUUGAAUCUGAUUACACUUAAUUUUGUUCUUUUUUUAUAGGGAAUAUAUAUUGUAGGCGAAUUAAGAUAGAGGGGGGUUGGAAAUGCUCUUAGUUUUAGUUUGAUGAUGAGUUAAUUGCAUCUUUCAUCAUUACAAGUAGACUAAUUACACAGUUUAUCACCUCAACAAACUUGGAUAAAGAUGCGCUAAAGUUCCUAACCAGAGCUAGUUAACCUACCAUAAAACUGAACUGUUAACAUCGAGAACUCCCACAAGGCAUCUUUCCAAGUAAUUUGAUUUAUACCGGUUGUGUUUUCCACCCUUCCAUCUGUUUCCAAAAAGCAAUGUGGACUUCUGUUUUAGAGAUCCACUAUUAUAGAAAAACCUUUAAUAAAUAAAAGCAUUUAGACCAUGAUUAACUCGAGUCUCUUAACUGGAAUUCUUAGCUUCGGCUAAGAAACGGUUCUUACAUUUUCUUAGAUUUUAACUAAGAAAAACUAAGAACAGUCUCUUAAAUAAGAGAUAUAAGAGCCGUCUCUUAGCGAAAAUUGUAAAAAAAAAAGUGUCAAAUCAUGAGUUAAGAACCCAGGUUAAGAGAACGGAAUUAAUCAUGCCCUUAAAGCCCAUGUAUAAACCGUCGAUUAAACGACAAAACAUCCUCAUUUCCCCUCGCCAUUAAAGAGCAAUCUCCCAAGAACCCAGCCUAUUUUUAAUAUUGUUUUGAUUUAUUUUUAACUCAAAAAUUAAACUAUUUAAGGAUUUAAAUAUGAUGCCAACAGUUUUCUUUCAUUUUAUUUUUUCUCUUCUUCUCUUUCUCUCUUUUUCUCGGCAAUAUCUCUUUUCCUCUGUGAACUUCGACCACCAAAACUUAAACAGAUUCUACGAUUCUUCUCUUUUCUCUAGAAAAUGCGGCGGUUAACCCUGAUAUAAUGUCGUAAGGUCACCAACUACCAAAACCGAAGAAGAAAUCACAUUGGUUGGACCUUCGAUAAUGGCAGAAAAGGUGACAAAUACGACAUCGAUAGAUCUAUGAUUUUGAUCUACAAUGAUUGGAUCUAUAGUGAUUGGAUUAUAUUUCUUGUUGUUAUGUAUAUUUCAGAUUUAGGGUUGUUAAAGAAGAUUAUGGGAUUUUUAUGAUUUAGGUUUCUUCUUGUUUGUU
Molecule: messenger RNA, 3965 nt
Organism: Brassica rapa (field mustard)
Lineage: Eukaryota; Viridiplantae; Streptophyta; Magnoliopsida; Brassicales; Brassicaceae
Product: NAC domain-containing protein 66
Biological process (GO): regulation of DNA-templated transcription
Molecular function (GO): DNA binding
Source: RefSeq, a predicted model, not a curated record